AUGUCUCGACGAAUUUUCGACCUCACCAAGCUGGACGCCAAAUGGACGGCCAGGUGGAAGCGGCAGGGCUGUUCGCUGAACCCACGCAGGAAGGUGGCCCCCACAAAGGGCAAGAUCUACUCCACCGCGAUGUUCCCGUACCCCUCGGGCAUUCUCCAUAUGGGCCAUCUUCGAGUGUACACUAUAGCCGACGUGCUGGCCAGAUUUUACCGCAUGCAGGGAUACAACGUGAUCAAUCCCAUGGGCUGGGACGCCUUUGGACUGCCCGCGGAAAACGCUGCCGUCGACCGCAACGUGAGCCCGGAGAAGUGGACAAAGCUGAACAUCUCGAAAAUGAAGGUCCAGAUGGAAGCCAUGCUGGCCGAUUUCGACUGGGACCGUGAGGUUACCACGUGUGACCCCGACUAUUACAAGUGGACGCAGAAGCUGUUCUUGCUGAUGUAUGAGCACGGCUACGCGUACCGCAAGAAGGCAGAGAUCAAUUGGGAUCCUGUGGACCAGACGGUGCUCGCCAACGAGCAGGUUGACUCAGAGGGCCGUUCGUGGCGCUCGGGCGCGGUGGUCGAGAAACGGCUGCUUGAGCAGUGGUUUCUGGGCAUCACGAAGUUUGCCAAAGAGCUGAAUGCCGACCUCGACACCUUAGACGAGUGGCCGGCUAAGGUCAAGGCCAUGCAGCGCAACUGGAUCGGAGAGAGCAAAGGAGCCGAGAUUCGGUUCCAGGUCGGCAACGAGACCACCUCUGUGUACACGACGCGUGCCGAGACGAUCUUCAGCCUGCAGUAUCUGGCUCUGGCAGCAGACCAUCCAAUUGCUACCAAAGUGAAGCAGACGGCGCCUGAGCUUGCUGAAGAGUACGUUACGGGCGUGAAGUUGCCACUGGAGGCCACCAAUCCGGUCACAAACGAGAAGGUGCCUGUGUUUGUGGCGCCGUACGUCAUUUCUGGCUACGGCCACGGCGCAGUCAUGGGAUGUCCUGCGCACGACGCCAGAGACUACGAGUUCUGGAAGAGCAUGGGCGAAACAUCGAUCCGGCCCACUGUUGAGCCUGAAGACAGCUCUUUGAAGGCCGGUGAGCCGUAUUUCGGCGACCGCGGCGUGAUGAACGCAGGUGCCCAGUUUCUGGCUGGCCUGCCUGCUGCCACGGCCCGGGAAAAAAUUGUCGCGCAUCUGGAGAGGUGCCAGCUCGGCCAAAGACGCACAACCUACAGACUGCGCGACUGGCUGGUCAGCAGACAGCGUUUCUGGGGUGCUCCAAUUCCGAUGAUUCACUGCAAGCGGUGCGGCACGGUUCCGGUUCCGGACGAGCAGUUGCCUGUGUUGCUGCCAAAAGUCGACAAGCUUCUGGGCCGCGGCGGGUCCCCGUUGGCACAAAUCCCGGAGUUUGUCAAUGCGGAGUGUCCGUCGUGCGGAGCCUCUGCCCGUCGCGACACGGACACCAUGGACACGUUCAUGGACUCGUCGUGGUACCUGUUCCGGUACCUGGAUCCGCACAACGAGCGGCAGCUGGUAGACCCCAAGGUGGUGAGUCCGCUUUUAAGCGUGGACCAGUACUUGGGCGGCGUUGAGCAUGCCAUAUUGCACCUUCUGUAUGUGCGGUUUGUCAGUAAGUUCCUGAACAAGAUUGGCUACUGGGACGGCAGCGCCGUGAACGGAGAGCCGAUCACAAAACUUGUGAGCCAGGGAAUGGUCCACGGCCGGACCUUCACAGAUCCAGAGACGGGCCGUUUCCUGAAGCCGGACGAGUACGAGAUUCUGUCCGACGGCAGGGCUGUGAUGAAGGAGAACGGCAGGACAGCGGUCACGUCGUUUGAGAAAAUGUCUAAGUCGAAACACAACGGCGCCGACCCGUCGGAGUGCAUAGUCCGGCACGGAGCAGACGCCACCAGAGCACACGUGCUGUUCCAGGCUCCAAUCGAGGACGUUCUGAACUGGGACGAGGACAAGAUUGUUGGUGUUGAGAGAUGGCUGAACAAGGUGUUAUCUAUUGCUGAUAGGCUGCGUGACCGUUUGGAAGCGUCUGUGCAACCAAAACCAACAGAUCAGUACAGCGAGUCCGAGAUCUCUGUCCACAACGAGUGUCAGCAGCUUCUGCGGUCCAUCACGGACUCUUUGGGCAAGUCACUGUCGCUGAAUACAAUGAUAUCAGACUACAUGAAAUACACCAACAGGAUCUACAGCGAGCUGAACAAUACGGACGUGUCCACGGCUGUGCUCUACGUUUCCUAUAUGGAUCUUCUUAAGGCUCUGUGUCCUGUGGCGCCUAGCGUGAGUGAGGAAGCAAACGAGGUACUGCAUCCGUGGCCAGUUGAGUCUGUUUUGGCAGCCGAUUGGCCGGAAACGAGGCCGCUUGUUGCUGCUACCGUUCCGUACACUGUCAUGGUGAACGGCAGAAUGAGGUUUGUGUACCACGGACCAAAGAAUUUGAUAGACGACAGGGCAGGGUGCAUCUCCCAGAUUUUGGCCACUCCGGAAGGACAAAAAUGGAUUGGAAACCAAAAGAUCAAAAAGGUCAUUCUCAAACCCAAAACGCUGGUUUUCAUCUUGGAAAAAUAA
Messenger RNA from Ogataea haglerorum, 2553 nucleotides. RefSeq lists its product as uncharacterized. Gene Ontology annotation, molecular function: aminoacyl-tRNA deacylase activity; ATP binding; leucine-tRNA ligase activity. Bases 1 to 2553 code for a protein of 850 amino acids. Gene Ontology annotation, biological process: leucyl-tRNA aminoacylation; mitochondrial translation. Gene Ontology annotation, cellular component: mitochondrion. The record is from RefSeq and is a predicted model, not a curated record. Lineage: Eukaryota; Fungi; Ascomycota; Pichiomycetes; Pichiales; Pichiaceae. The transcript has a single exon.